Messenger RNA from Exophiala xenobiotica, 2281 nucleotides. RefSeq lists its product as uncharacterized. Gene Ontology annotation, biological process: iron-sulfur cluster assembly. Gene Ontology annotation, cellular component: cytosolic [4Fe-4S] assembly targeting complex. The transcript has a single exon. Bases 175 to 1989 code for a protein of 604 amino acids. Lineage: Eukaryota; Fungi; Ascomycota; Eurotiomycetes; Chaetothyriales; Herpotrichiellaceae. Gene Ontology annotation, molecular function: 4 iron, 4 sulfur cluster binding. The record is from RefSeq and is a predicted model, not a curated record.
AUUAAUUCCCUACAUUCAACUUACAUUGACGAUUUCUGCCACUCCUCGAUUGUCUGUGAACUUUUCUCAUUCUUUUCGGAACACGUAGAAGCCUCUGAAAAGCCUCCGAAGACUCGUUACACACGACCGAAAGUCUCAAGAUACGCAGGUAGCGCUGGUCGCCACUCGCCGACCAUGAGCGCGAUCCUCUCCGCAGACGAUCUCAACGACUUCAUUUCGCCUGGCGUCGCCUGCAUUAAGCCAGUCGAGACCUUACCCACACAAGCAGAUUACAACCCUUACGAAGUCACCACCGAAGACAAAGUCCAGGCACAGAAUCCUGCUCCUGCCUCCAUCUCCUUGACCGAUUGUCUCGCAUGCUCAGGCUGCGUGACCUCCGCCGAAGCCGUCCUUGUCUCGUUACAGUCACAUACAGAAGUCCUCAAUACCCUUGACACAUACUCUCCGCUGGACGUCCGAUAUCUGCUCGACAGCAAGAAUGGCGUCGUUAACGGCCACGCUCCUCCAGCCCGCGAUGCGAAAUUGUUCGUCGCGAGCGUGAGCCCGCAGGUUCGGGCAAGUCUGGCGGCUACAUAUGGCAUUUCAGAAAGAAAAGCAGGAUUCAUGAUUGAGCAGUUCCUCAGUGGAUCGCAAGGUUUACGGAUAGGCGGACAGCACAAGAACGGUUUUUCAUAUGUGGUCGAUACGAACCAGCUGCGGCAAGCGUGUUUGGUGCUCGGAGCGGAAGAGGUGGCAGAUUCAAUAGCCAACAAGUCCAAGCCUAGGCCAGUCUUGACGUCGGCUUGUCCAGGCUGGAUUUGCUAUGCGGAGAAAACACAUCCUCAUAUCCUGCCGCACUUGUCGGGUUUGAAGUCUCCACAGGCACUUUCAGGCACACUGCUUAAAUCGGUACUCAGCAGGACGCUUGGUAUCGCUCCGUCCCAGAUAUGGCAUCUCGCGGUUAUGCCAUGUUUUGACAAGAAGCUGGAAGCAAGCAGAGAGGAACUCACGGAUCGAUGGUGGCAGUCCUCCGAUGCGAUCGACGCGCCUGUGCGGGAUGUCGAUUGCGUGAUAACCUCCCGAGAAAUGCUUUCCCUCGCCGAAGCACGCGGUGUCCAGUUGUCUCAACUACCAUUUGAACCGCUGUCUUCUUCAGAACGACCGCCAUUCCCAGAUUCGAGAAUCUCCAACUUUCUCUUUCCCAAGCCACGCCGGCCGACUGAACAGUCCCCUACAGCAGGUUCUUCAGGCGGAUACCUAUAUCACAUCAUAGCCACAGAGCAAGCUCGAAAUCCGGGCAGCACGAUCUCAGUACAGCGAGGCCGCAACGCAGAUGUCGUCGAGUACUCGCUCCUCUCGGCUUCAGGAAAAACGCUUAUGAAAUGCGCACGGUACUACGGCUUUAGAAACAUCCAGAACCUCGUCCGCAAACUCAAGCCGCCCAAACAGUCGAAACUUCCCGGCGCUGCGAGACGUAUGGCAGCAUCAGCAAACAUGGGAAGUGAUUACGCCUACGUCGAAGUCAUGGCUUGUCCGGGCGGAUGCACGAAUGGUGGCGGUCAGAUAAAAGUCGACGAUGUAGUGUCCAUCUUACCGCAAACGAGAGGCGAGAAAGUGGUCAACACGGCGAGUCCGCAGAGUCAGAAGGAGUGGUUAAGACGGGUCGAUGAGGCGUACUAUUCGGCUGAUUCGGACGAGGAUGGUCAGAUGGACGGAGAUGUGCUCAUGACGAAUGGCAAUGGCUGUGAAAAUGGACAUGUCGAGUCGGUGCAUGUUAAUGGCUUCGGUGGGAAGGGAGACAAGACUCAGCUCAUCAACGGUGUUGAUGCGGGAGAAGUGCAUGAUUUUCUGAACCAUUGGUCGAAUGUUGUUGGAGUGCCGCUUGAGAAGUUGGCGUAUACGACGUUCAGACAGGUCGAGAGCGAUGUGGGGAAGGACAAGCCUGGGAAGGUUUUGGAUGAUACGGCUCGAAUUGCACAGAUUGCUGGGAUGAGUGGUGGAGGGUGGUGAAGCGGCUAUACCUUACCAAGGUAUAUUUGGAUUUCGUCCAUCCAGAAUGACGGGUUGAAUGCACUGAAAUGGAUUGGAUGAAUGAUACGACAACGACAACGACAGAGUUGAAGAUGUUCUAUGUUAUAGAUGCAUACAGAAUCCAUUAGGGCCGGGUAAUGCCAUUUGAGCGAGGAUUGUAAACGGUUUGCAAUCCCAGAGAAUGCAAUAAUAGUGCAGGUGGAUAUGGACCUACUAGUAGGUAUAUCCAAGUCGGAAAAGCUUUGUAGUGGACUGAAGUGGAUUGAAGUGG